Drosophila takahashii is the source of this 1173-nucleotide messenger RNA. Its product is annotated as venom protease-like. Lineage: Eukaryota; Metazoa; Arthropoda; Insecta; Diptera; Drosophilidae. Gene Ontology annotation, molecular function: serine-type endopeptidase activity. The record is from RefSeq and is a predicted model, not a curated record. Gene Ontology annotation, biological process: proteolysis.
UCAGAUAAGCCACUGCAUCGAUUCAGACUAAGAGCCAUGGUUCUCCGAUCUUCAAUUGCAUUGUAUCUGUAUCUCUGCGGGGUGCUUUUAUCCAGCUGUUUUGCCAAACCGAAGCUGCACUUUGGCAGCUGUCGGGGAUCGGGCCAGUGCCGCCUGCUGUCGGACUGCCUGGAGGAGCCGGGCUACGUGCUGGCGGAGGACUCCUCCGAGUGCUUCAACACGUUCUGCUGUCUGAAGAAACAGCCGGUGUAUCCGCAGUCGGUGGACAACUACUGCCGCCACGACCUCAAGCCGCACAUCUCGAACGGAGAGGUGACCAAGCGGCGCGAGUUCCCCUGGAUGGCCAUGCUGCUGUACGGCGAUCGGCUGACGCCCAAGUGCGGUGGCUCCCUGGUGGGCAACCAGUGGGUCCUGACCGCCGCCCACUGUGUGCCCAGUCAGCCGUACGAGGAGGACCUGCGACUCGUUCGCCUGGGCGUCUGGGAUGUCCAGCAGCUGACGGACUCGCAGGACAUCCCCAUAGCUCGAACAAUUGUCCACGAGAAGUACCUGCCGGCGGAGACGACGGGCACGAAUCUGGAGAAGCACUCCAAUGACAUUGCCCUGCUGGUUUUGGAGCGAGUGGUCACCUACUCGGAGUUCAUCCAGCCCAUCUGCCUGCCCUCCAGCCUUUAUCCGCGGCGCGGCGACAACUAUGUGAACUACGGCCUGACCAUCGCCGGCUGGGGCCGCACCAGCGAGGAGUCCACGGCCACGGCGCCGGUGAAGAUCAAGGCCCGGGUGAAUGGAUGGUCGCGGGACAGCUGCCUGGAGAGGUACAAGGACCUGGCCGAUGGACAGAUGUGCGCCGGCGGGGAUAAGUCCAGGAAGGGCAGCUGCUUCGGCGACUCCGGCGGCCCCGUGAUGGACGGCAACCAGCUGGUGGGCAUCGUCUCGCUGGGGGAGGCCAGGUGCGGUUCGGAUCGGGGACCCAUGGUCGUCACGCGAGUCGACUCCUAUUUGGCCUGGCUGGGGGAGCACUUCCUCGAUCGCCCGGAAUCGCCGGAACCAAAAAUCGAGCAACCCAUCAAAAGAAACUCGGGCUUUUUUAACAUUUUCGCAAGAAGAGUUUUUGGCAACGCAGAAAACCAAACAAAUCAAGGAGAUCAAGAAGUUGUGCCCUUUGCUCUUUGA